Molecule: messenger RNA, 660 nt
Organism: Toxorhynchites rutilus septentrionalis
Lineage: Eukaryota; Metazoa; Arthropoda; Insecta; Diptera; Culicidae
Gene: Bet1
Product: BET1 homolog
Exons: 2
Coding region: 209-568 (119 amino acids)
Biological process (GO): endoplasmic reticulum to Golgi vesicle-mediated transport; vesicle fusion with Golgi apparatus
Cellular component (GO): Golgi trans cisterna; SNARE complex
Molecular function (GO): SNAP receptor activity
Source: RefSeq, a predicted model, not a curated record
GGUGACGUUUCCAGUUUCGACACAGCUGUUUGAAUUUCAUAAACAUUCCCUCGAAAUAGGAGAAGUUUUCAUAUUCGCAAUUUAAAUUAUUAUUACAAUCUAAGGCUCCGCUGCCACAAUAUCCUGCACAGAGUUUGUUCCAGCAUUUCUCGCACGAUACCAUUCCAGAGGCAAACUUUCCAAAGUGGCGCAGUUCGGUGGCAGCACAAUGCGGCGCUCCCAGGGCUAUGCCUACCAACCGCUGCCCCAAAAUCCCGGCCCAAGUGGCACCAGCAGUCACAGUCACGACGCACUGGAGGAAGAAAAUGAACGGAUGGCGGAUGAGUUGAAGAGCAAAAUUGGAGCACUGAAAUCGCUUACCAUAGACAUUGGGAACGAGGUGCGAUAUCAGGACAAAUUACUGCGGGGAAUUGACGACGAUAUGGACCGGACUGGAGGUUUUCUCUCCAACACGAUCACAAGGGUCGUGCGACUUGGCAAGGGUGGACACCGAAAUUAUAUGUGUUACAUGUUUUUGUUUGUGAUGUUUGUGUUUUUCGUCCUGUUUUUGGUAUUAAAACUUAGAUAAUGAAUCGGGAGAAUGAAUUUUCAUUUGUGAUUCGAUGAUGUUCUAUUUAUUCUAUUAUAUUAGAAACGAUAAUAUACAUUCAUAUAUUACAA